AUGGCCGGAGGCAAGGGCAAGAGCAUUGGAGGCAAGGCCACUGGUGCCAAAGACUCGACGAGUAAAACUCAGAAAUCGCACAGUGCGAAGGCUGGUUUGCAGUUCCCUUGCGGCCGAGUCAAGCGUUUCUUGAAGAACAACACCCAGAACAAGAUGCGAGUUGGUGCCAAAGCCGCCGUCUAUGUUACGGCCGUCCUCGAAUACUUGACAGCUGAAGUUCUUGAACUCGCAGGCAACGCCGCUAAGGAUCUCAAGGUCAAACGUAUCACUCCGCGACACCUUCAACUCGCUAUCCGAGGUGAUGAAGAAUUGGAUACCUUGAUUCGAGCUACAAUCGCGUUUGGAGGUGUUCUCCCUCAUAUCAACCGCGCGCUUCUCCUGAAGGUUGAGCAAAAGAAGAAGAGCAAGGCAGAUGCAUAG
Rhinocladiella mackenziei CBS 650.93 is the source of this 420-nucleotide messenger RNA. RefSeq names its product histone H2A.Z. Lineage: Eukaryota; Fungi; Ascomycota; Eurotiomycetes; Chaetothyriales; Herpotrichiellaceae. Gene Ontology annotation, molecular function: structural constituent of chromatin; protein heterodimerization activity; DNA binding. The coding region runs from base 1 to 420 and encodes 139 amino acids. Gene Ontology annotation, cellular component: nucleosome. The record is from RefSeq and is a predicted model, not a curated record. The transcript is spliced from 3 exons.